AAAGUCACGCUUGGCGCGUGUGCAGCGAACCCAGCGCCACUUGCGCCUGGUAGGGUGGAGAAUGAAAGGCUAUGCUGCGAGUGUCGUUUUGGGCAUCUUGUGAAAUGGAAGUCAGUGUGUAUCGCAAAUAAAAUGCUUGCAGUGUUCGCAUUUAACACAACCUAAAGGCUGCUGUCUUCAGAAAAUCUGACGACCGGUGAAAAUUAAGAACAUCUUCUCUAUUUGGAGUAACAUGGAAGUUCCAGACCUUUUGUCAGCAGCCUUGGAUGAGUCCGGGAUUGGGGAGGAGGAGAUGGCCCACAAUGCACCAGAUCAGGCAACAAGUGCAUCACGUUUUCAAUUCCCUCCACAUCUGGUGAACUACCUUCCCCCAAGCAUGGUCCAGCAGAUAACACAACAUAUGGCUCAGCAAAUGGCCCAGCAGAUGCCUUUCCACCAGAUGGCAGCGGCCAUGGGCAAGUUCCCAGGAGGAGACAAGGCUGGUGGCAUGUAUCCACCCUACUACAUGGUGCCACCCUUUGGCUUUAAGGCAGCCAACGGGAAUAUGCCUUACCCCAUGUCCAUGUUCAGGCCUCCUUACGACCCUAAGUUUACAAUGGGGCCAACUGGAAUGGGCAUGCAAGCAGCACCCCCUCAAGCAACCGAAGAUGCUGAAGAGGAUGAAGAGCUAGGACUAGCCGAAACGUACGCGGAUUAUACCCCGGCGAAAUUGCGGUUGGGAGAGCGACACCCUGACCCAGUGGUCGAAACAAGCUCUCUCUCAAGUGUGACGCCCCCAAACGUAUGGUACAAGCUGUCAAUUCCGGAAGAGAUAAUCGACCGAGGGCUUCUGUCGGCUCUCCAGCUGGAGGCCAUCGUUUACGCCUGUCAACAGCACGAGGUUCUACUUUCCGAUGGCAACCGUGCUGGCUUUCUCAUUGGUGACGGAGCCGGCGUAGGAAAAGGUCGCACAAUUGCAGGAUGCAUAUUUGAAAAUUACUUGCUGGGCCGAAAGCGUGCAAUCUGGGUCAGCGUGUCUAAUGAUCUCAAAUACGACUCGGAGCGAGACUUUCGGGACAUUGGUGCUGGAAAAAUUGAGGUCCAUUCUUUAAACAAGUUCAAGUAUGCCAAAAUAUCUUCGAAAGUGAACGGAAGUGUGAAGAAGGGCGUCAUAUUCUCCACGUACUCGUCCCUCAUUGGCGAAAGUCAGAGUGGUGGCAAGUACAAAACGAGGCUGAAGCAGUUGCUUCACUGGUGUGGGGACGACUUCGACGGAGUAAUUGUUUUUGAUGAAUGUCAUAAAGCCAAGAACCUGUGUCCUGUUGGAUCAUCAAAGCCGACAAAAACGGGCCUCACUGUUCUGGAAUUGCAAAACAAGCUGCCCAAGGCAAGAGUUAUCUACGCUAGUGCUACCGGUGCUUCUGAACCAAAGAACAUGGCUUACAUGACCCGAUUGGGCAUCUGGGGAGAGGGCACACCGUUUAGAGAAUUUUCCGACUUCAUCUCUGCAGUUGAGAAGCGUGGUGUUGGUGCCAUGGAACUUGUGGCAAUGGAUAUGAAGCUGCGUGGUAUGUACAUGGCCCGUCAGCUGAGCUUCCAGGGAGUGUCCUUCCGAAUUGAAGAAAUCCCAUUGGAGGAGCCGUUCAUCGACAUGUACGACGAGUCUGUCAAGCUUUGGGUGGAUGCCAGAGCAAUGUUCCAGGAGGCUGCAGAAUUGAUGGAAGGUGACUCGCGUAUCAAGAAAACAAUGUGGGGUCAGUUCUGGGCAUCACACCAGCGAUUCUUCAAAUACCUCUGCAUCGCCUCCAAGGUCCCGUAUGUUGUCUCUCUAGCCCGUGAAGCCGUCAAGAACGACAAGUGUGUUGUAAUAGGUCUACAAUCGACGGGUGAGGCAAGAACUCUAGAACAACUCGAGGAACAAGGGGGAGAGCUCACGGACUUCGUCUCGACGGCAAAAGGCGUCCUGCAAACAUUGAUUGAGAAGCACUUUCCGGCACCCAAUCGCAAGAAGACUUUGAAACUCUUGGGCUUGGGUGGCAUCAUGGAUGAGCUGAACCCCUCGCCGCCCCCGUCUUCAUCGACGGGGGGACACAAGCGGAAAAGCGUUCCAGCAGGAUCUCGACAGGCUCGGCAAGGGUUGAAGCGCUACCGGGAGGCGUCAUCGGGAGACGAUAGUGAGCAGGAUGUCAAAAGUGAGCCUGAGAGCGACUUUGAGCCGUCUGCGUCCAGUUCCGCGGCGGAGGACUCUGAAGGAAGUUCUGCCGUGGAAUCGGAUGCGGAAGAUGAUUUCAACCCCUUCGGAGACGACUCGGACAGUGAUGACCCCUGGGCAAGUCGGAAGAGUAAAUCGAAACGCAAAAUAAAGAAACAGAAAGCGAAAAAGAAGAAGACCAAAUUCGACAGGUCCACGGUAAAUGGCACUGCUCCGCAGCCGACUGUUCGAACGGCACCAACGGUGGAUUCAGAAAAAAAAGCAGCGGCCAUGAAACAGGAGCUCCUAGACCGAUUGGAAAAGCUUGGUGACAAGUUGCCGCCAAACACACUGGAUCACCUUAUUGAUGAGUUAGGAGGUCCUGACAAUGUAGCUGAGAUGACUGGUAGAAAGGGCCGUGUGGUUAGCACAGACAAUGGGACCAUCCAGUAUGAAUCUCGCUCUGAAGUAGACGUUCCCCUGGAAACACUCAAUCUGACUGAGAAGCAGCGUUUCAUGGAUGGUGAAAAGCACAUUGCCAUCAUCUCAGAAGCAGCAAGCUCUGGAAUAUCACUCCAGUCUGAUCGCAGAGCUAAAAAUCAAGCCCGCCGGGUGCACAUCACGUUGGAGCUGCCCUGGAGUGCAGACCGUGCGGUGCAACAAUUUGGGCGUACUCAUCGUUCCAACCAAGUAAAUGCUCCCGAAUAUAUCUUUCUCAUCUCUGACCUGGCCGGAGAACGUCGGUUUGCGUCCAUUGUAGCUAAACGUCUCGAAAGCUUGGGUGCUCUGACCCACGGAGACAGGAGGGCAGGGGAAUCUAGGGAUCUCUCACGAUUCAACAUUGACAACAAGUACGGUAGAGCAGCUCUGGAAACGAUGAUGCGUGCGUUGAUGAAAAUUGAGGACCCACCAUUUGUUCCACCUCCAGAGAGAUGGCGCGGUGACUUCUUCGCAGACUGCAGGAAAGCUCUAGUCGGAGUUGGCUUGGUUAAUGAAGAUGAAUUCACAAAGAUUCAGACACUGGACAAAGAUUACAACAACAUGAGCAAGUUUCUGAACCGUAUCUUGGGAAUAGAUGUGGAGUUGCAGAACGCCAUGUUUAAGUACUUCACUGACACACUCGAUGCCAUCAUAUCCGAGGCAAAGAAGACUGGACGCUAUGACUUAGGAAUUUUAGAUCUGGGGACUGCAGGAGACAACGUGAAGCGUGUCAAGGUGGACGAGUUUGUUCGGAGUCACGCGACAGGAACCGCUAAAACUGAACUUCACACCGUAAGCGUGGAGAGGGGCCUCUCGUUCGACUCUGCCCAGGAUCUGUGGAAGGAGCUGGUCGGAAAGGACGAAGGAUUCUAUCUGUCCAACCAGGUGCGCAAUGGAAAGAAGACCGCGGUGCUGGCAGUAUGCGAUCAGUCGAGGCGUUCGAAAGAGAAGGAGAAGAAAGAGAAGCUGUACCGACUGUACAGGCCGAACACCGGCUUGCAAGUGAGACACGAGAGCCUAGCUGAACUGAAAAGCAAGUACAAGAAGGUGACACCAGAUGAGGCACAGCCCCACUGGCAGGAACAAUAUAUGUCUUCAGAAACAACGUGUAGUCAUAUGUAUUGGUACGGAAGCUGUCGCAAAAAGACAAUGGGUAUGGGCUGUGAAGUGGGGCUGAGGCGGCGUACGUACCAUGUGCUCAGUGGUUCCGUAUUGGCGGUGUGGGCCAAGGUGGAAAGUGUUUUGAGUUCUGUGCACGGGCAUCACUCUUCUUCCAAGCUCCAGGUUGUACGACUGAAGACCGAGGACGACCUACGUAUUGUUGGUACAAUUAUUCCACCAAACUGUGUUACGCCUUUAGUGAGUGUGCUGUCUCAAGACGCCGAGAAGACCCACACAGAAACCUUUUGAGGUCGCCUGCGGUUUGUCCUUGUGUUAAUCAUUCUCUCAUUUCUGUACUCGUCUCUCUAGUUUCAUUCCUCACUGAGUUUUUCACGGAAGGAAAAAAAAAAGACCACCCCCAUCAUUAAAUUUCUAGUGCAUGAGAGCCGAGAGAGCAUGUAUGUAUGUAUAUGGUAUGUGUAAGAAAGACUUUUUUUGUAGAUAUAUUUCAACUGCUUUAUUUCUUUCUUUUUUUUCUUCAUUGGUGGCCCAUACUUGGUGAUCAGUUGCUGGCAAGAAUAAUAGGCAAUCAAAAUGCUCGGUUACGUCAGGAAAAGUUUCUGGUUUCAAACUGCUUUUUUCGUGUCCCUACAGUCUGCAGCUUCCUCACCAGAGUCGCACGUCCUUAGUGUUGUCAAAUGAGGUGCAUCUAGUGGCGUAUGUGUGUAAUAAAUCUAUUUAUUACUUCACCCAAAUCGGAAGGGUGUCCUGUCACAUGAUAAGAGAGCAGUGUGUUUUGUAUCGGACGGUUAAGACCAACAAGGCGAGGGUGGACACCGUGCCAAGAAAGAAGUUGGAGGGGAGUUCUAGUAUCCCUUUUGAGCAGUGCUGCUUUAUUACGGCCACUGCAGCUACGUUAAAAGCCAGAGAGAUUGGCUUCGAGGACUUGACUGGCAGUGUGUUUCAGUUAGGGACGAGCUUGAAAACUACACAACAAACCUUUGCAUUUGUGGUUCCAAACAUAAUCACUUGUGAUAUCGCAUUUUCAUUUCUACAGACAUGCAUAUUCCAGACCUUUGGUUAUGCCGGUAUGUUUCUGUGGUAUGCUGGCAUUUCACUGAAUGAUAAUUAAAACCUGUGCUCCCUCUAGA
Ornithodoros turicata is the source of this 4902-nucleotide messenger RNA. RefSeq names its product protein strawberry notch homolog 1-like (gene sno). Gene Ontology annotation, biological process: regulation of DNA-templated transcription. The transcript has 30 exons. Bases 233 to 4060 code for a protein of 1275 amino acids. Gene Ontology annotation, molecular function: chromatin DNA binding; histone binding. Gene Ontology annotation, cellular component: nucleus. The record is from RefSeq and is a predicted model, not a curated record. Lineage: Eukaryota; Metazoa; Arthropoda; Arachnida; Ixodida; Argasidae.